This is a messenger RNA of Trichogramma pretiosum, 1135 nucleotides long. RefSeq lists its product as uncharacterized. The record is from RefSeq and is a predicted model, not a curated record. Bases 14 to 1135 code for a protein of 373 amino acids. The transcript has 4 exons. Lineage: Eukaryota; Metazoa; Arthropoda; Insecta; Hymenoptera; Trichogrammatidae.
UUCAAGUCCAGUCAUGAGUGAAAGUGUAACAUCAUCCUCGUCACGCACAGAAUUAUCCAAGGCAUUUGAACGAGCUCGCCUUCGUUUUCCAAAAAAUUUUGGGCUCGAGAAUGUCGAAAGACAUGUUAACAAUAAUUAUGAAAGCAAAGAAUUAUCCGCUUGUCCGGUAACAGCACCAGAAAGCAUCAAUCAUAUUUCAGAAUCAUUAGUUGAUAACUCAACACCAUUACUUGUGGAAGAGCCGUCAAAUUCUAAACUAGAAUCCACGUUAAUUGAUCUAAUGAACAAUGUGGAAAUAUCGUGUAGUCUUUGUAGCUUAUCCAAUAAUUCAAAAAAAUCACUUGAAGAAACAGCACCUAAACCGAAAAUUGUUGAAAGUACUGACAGAGAUGAAGAAUUUUCAGACAUAAUAAUGAAAAAUUACGAUGAGGUGCCUAUUUAUAAAACUGUAAAUUAUUGGAAGGAAGACUCCGAUCGGAACGACGAUCAAGAGUCCGAUAUCGACUCGAGUGCCAGAUUGUCAGAAAAUUCGCGUAAAUUCUACUAUAAAGAGCUGCGACGCCGCGAUUCAGCUGCAUGGAAAAAAAAACAUCGAGGUCACCGGCCGACUUUUAGGAGAGCUUCUCCUCUAAAAUACAACAGUUUUUGUGAAGACGAGAAUAAACUUCAUUCAUCCGAUUGUCCAUACUACAAUCUUUACAGCAGCAGCCAACAAUGUCACAACAGUCGUCAUAAGCACCAUCUGCGACACCAACACUGUUGCUGCCACAGCUACUGUUGCUACGAUUGUUGUCAUUCACGCUGCUGUAACAAAUGUGGUCUGGACGGCGCGUUCCAACGACGAUCAAAACGUAGCAAUCGAUCACGCCUGUGCUCUUCAUGCAAACGACGCGACGAGCACAGAGUUCCAUCCCGCGACUCCGGAGUGUUUAGCAAUUGCGUUCACGACGACGAAAUUAAAGGAUCUUUGAAAGGACUGCGGAGUAAAGAUUCCCUGACACUAAUGCAAAGCAAGUAUCGAUCGACGCAAAAAAAUUGCGCUAAUAGAUACUCUCGUCAUCCAAACGAAGAGACUUCAUUUAUAAUUGACGAGGAUGAUUCCAGACGUUACAUUAAACAUCAUGCUUAUUAUUAA